AUGCGGGUGACAGGCGUGAUCCGGUACGCGGCACUGUUCAUGACUCUGCUGGGCAUGUGGUUCAUCGUGCAGAUGUACUUUGAUCACAGAUGGAAAGUCGUCAGCCUGCGGAGCUGGCUCGGUGUCACCAACAAGCCCAGAAGUGAGCAGGUGCCCCGGCACAAGUGUGGGAACCGGAAGAGCUGCCCCCAGAACUAUUUUGCCUUCAAAAUCAUCAGCGGUGCUGCAAACGUGGUGGGACCCUCCAUCUGCUUCGAUGACAAGGUCAUCAUGAGCUCCGUGAAAAACAACAUUGGCAGAGGCCUGAACAUCGCGCUGGUGAACGGAUCAAGCGGGAAGCUCCUGAAAACAGACACAUUUGACAUGUACUCUGGAAACAUCAACAAACUGGAAGCCUUCCUCCAAGAGAUCAAGCACGGCACCAUUGUGCUGACAGCCAGCUACGAUGACCCCGCCACAAGGAUGAACAACAAAAUACGGGCACAUUUUGAGGCGCUAGGCAGCAGCCACGUGAAGAAGCUGGGCUUCCGGGACAACUGGGUCUUCUUGGGAGCCAAAGGGCUGAAGACCAAAAGCGCCUUUGAACAGUACAUCAAAAAUGAUAGGAAAACAAAUAAAUACGAAGGCUGGCCUGAGAUGCUGGAGAUGGAGGGCUGUGUCCCCAGGAAGAUGGAUUAA
This is a messenger RNA of Charadrius vociferus (killdeer), 678 nucleotides long. It is a transcript of the gene FAM3D, whose product is annotated as family with sequence similarity 3, member D. The record is from RefSeq and is a predicted model, not a curated record. NCBI's taxonomy places the organism in Eukaryota, Metazoa, Chordata, Aves, Charadriiformes, Charadriidae. The transcript has 9 exons. The coding region runs from base 1 to 678 and encodes 225 amino acids.